GAAGUAGAGAGAGAAGAUGAGGCGAUAUAACAGCAUGAGGCCACCAUUAAACGGAAGUUCUGUUUCCGUAGGCAUCAAGAAUAUGGAGGAGCAGAAGAAGACAAUCGGUGUCCGAGGUCUGCUGGCAGCGGCGGUCGUCCUUUGUCUGUGCUCUGUCGCCAUUUCGACGGAAGAAACGAAGCAGAAGCAGUUGCGGUUCAAGGAAAACGGGGAAUUCAAGAUAUUGCAGGUGGCGGACAUGCACUACGCCGAUGGCAAGACCACACCCUGCAGGGAUGUUCUUCCUUCUGAGAACGUAAGUUGCUCCGACCUCAACACCACCGCCUUCCUCCAUCGGAUGAUCCUGGCUGAGAAGCCCGACCUCAUUGUUUUCACGGGGGAUAAUAUCUAUGCCUCUGAUGCGACUGAUGCUGCAAGAUCUUUAGAUGCUGCAUUCUCCCCUGCCAUUUCCGCAAGCAUACCAUGGGCCGCCGUAUUGGGAAACCACGAUCAAGAGUCUGCCUUGUCAAGAGAAGGGGUAAUGAAGCAUAUAGUUACCCUCAAGCACACUUUGUCUCAGCUCAAUCCUGCCGGGAUUGAUCUCAUUGAUGGUUAUGGGAAUUACAACUUGGAGGUCCAUGGGGUUGAAGGCUCUGGUUUUGAAAACAACUCAGUAAUCAAUCUUUACUUCCUCGAUAGCGGAGAUUAUUCGAAAGUUCCCUCGAUUUCUGGUUAUGAUUGGAUCAAACCCUCUCAGCAACUUUGGUUUCAACGCACGUCUUUGGAGCUUCAGAGAGCAUAUAUGAGUAAGCCAGAGGCUCAGAAAGCACCGGCACCAGGGCUCGUUUACUUCCAUAUCCCUCUGCCCGAAUUUACAAGUGUGGUGGAUUCAUCCAAUUAUACUGGUGUAAAACAAGAUCCCAUUAGCUCUGCUUCUGUAAACUCGGGCUUCUUUACAACUUUGGUAGAAGCAGGUGAUGUUAAAGCUGUUUUCAACGGCCACGAUCACCUUAAUGACUUCUGUGGUGAAUAUACCGGUAUACAGCUUUGUUAUGCUGGGGGUUUUGGAUACCAUGCCUAUGGGAAGGCUGGAUGGGCAAGGAGGGCAAGGGUGGUCGUAGCAACAUUAGAGAAAACAGAGGAGGCGAGUUGGGGUCCUUUGAAGUCAAUUAAAACAUGGAAGCGCCUUGAUGAUCAAAGCCUGUCUACCAUUGAUGUUCAAGUACUUUGGAGCAACAACACUCCAGGAGCAGGUGGUACUUGAAGAGAACCGCGGAAGGAGGAGAUCUACUUAUGUACUGGAAUAAGACACUCUCUGUCACGCAUCAACUCUGCUAGGCUUUUGUUGGCAAGUCCCAUAGUUGUAUUGCAUAUUUGUAUGAAUGUUGGAAUUAUGAUCGAUAUCCUCGAUGGGUGAAAUCGGCAUGUUCCGUGGAGAACUCUAGUGUCUUAUUGAAGCUAUUUAAUUAAUAUCAUAUUACCGACUUUAAGAA
Eucalyptus grandis is the source of this 1472-nucleotide messenger RNA. Its product is annotated as probable inactive purple acid phosphatase 29. The record is from RefSeq and is a predicted model, not a curated record. Gene Ontology annotation, molecular function: hydrolase activity, acting on ester bonds. Gene Ontology annotation, cellular component: cytoplasm. Lineage: Eukaryota; Viridiplantae; Streptophyta; Magnoliopsida; Myrtales; Myrtaceae. Bases 17 to 1243 code for a protein of 408 amino acids. The transcript has 4 exons.